UCUGUUGCAUAUAUUGCUCGAAGACCGGCUAUGUACUCAGAAAGGGGACUUUGAGAGUCCAAUUGAAUCAUGAAGCUUGUAAGGUUCAUGUGGAGCGUAGGACUGACCUUGCUCUUGAGUGUCACAACUGUCACAGCAGCUCCUAAGGAUUCUCUUAUCACAAGCGUACCGGGCUUUACUGGCAGUCUCCCCUCUCAGCAUUAUGCAGGGUACGUGACCAUAGAUGGGAAUCCUGCAGGGGAGAAGAACCUAUUUUACUACUUUGUGGCUUCGGAAAGAGAUUCUUCCAAGGAUCCCGUGGUGCUGUGGCUCAAUGGUGGGCCUGGAUGCUCCAGUUUUGAUGGGUUCGUCUAUGAACAUGGACCAUUCAAUUUUCAACCAGGAAAUUCAGGAGGGAGCUUUCCCAUAUUGCAGCUCAAUCCUUACAGCUGGUCCAAGGUUUCAAACAUCAUUUACUUGGAUUCACCCUGUGGGGUUGGAUUAUCUUACUCCGACAAUCCUAGCAAUUAUGUGACUGGGGACAUUCAAACUACCUCUGAUACACACGCCUUCCUGCUCAAGUGGUUCGAGUUGUAUCCCGAGUUCCAGGCCAAUCCAUUCUACAUUUCAGGAGAGUCCUAUGCUGGAGUUUAUGUACCGAUGCUUGCCUCAGAAGUGAUAAAAGCUAUAGAAGGCAACCAACAGCCCUCCAUCAAUUUUAAGGGCUACCUUGUGGGGAAUGGGAUAGCAGACGACGUCUUUGAUGGCAAUGGUCUUGUCCCAUUUGCUUUUGGUAUGGGAUUAAUCUCAAUUGACAUUUUUGCGGAUUGUCAAGCAACAUGCCAAGGGAAGUACUAUGACCCGCCAAAUCCAACUUGUGAAAAAAACCUCAGGAGAGUUAGUCAGGUUCUGCUAGGUCUGAACUUCUACAAUAUCCUCGAGCCUUGCUACCGAUAUCCAAGUGUAGCUGAAGGAAAUCAAAGCUCUGGUGGCCCUUCAAGCUUCAGGCAAGGUAGGCUGACCAAUACAAAGCAUCUCACCAGAAUGUCUAGUGGUAGACACUUUGUCCGUUCUUCGGGACGGGAUGGAAGAGUUCCCUUAGACUCUCAGUUGGAACCUGAAUUUCAUGUUCCCUGCAUUAACGAUGACCUUGCCACUGCAUGGCUGAAUGAUGAAACUGUUAGGAAAGCAAUUCAUGCAGCUCCGGCAAGUGUGGCAGGUUCAUGGACGAUAUGUGCUGAUCGGGUGGAUUACACAACCGAGGUUGAUAGUAUGCUACCCUACCACAAGAAUCUGACAGCCAGGGGAUAUCGUGCUCUAAUCUACAGCGGAGAUCACGAUAGUGUUGUACCAUUCACUGGAACCCAAGCAUGGACUAGAUCAUUGGGAUAUAAGAUCGUUGAGCAAUGGAGAUCGUGGUUGUCCAAUGAGCAAGUUGCUGGGUACUUGCAAGCAUACGACAAGAACCUCACAUUCUUAACCAUCAAGGGAGCAGGACAUAUGGUCCCCCAGUACAAGCCAAGGGAGUCCUUAGACUUCUUCACUCGUUGGCUAGACGGAAAACCAAUCUAAACAUACGCAGAAACUGUAAUUUGUGCCGAUUAGCAAGUGGAAUGGAACUCGUUGAAUAAGGAAGAACCCAUCGUUUCAAGUCCUUUUUUCUUUUCCUAAUGAUAGAAACUGUAAUGGGUUUCAAUGAUACAUACACGAAAAAUGUGAUCUGCAAUCAAAUGCAUGAGAGAGAGCGGUGCCACUAUGCUGAAAACUCAAACCACUUUCUUUAUACAAAUAGACUGUAUCUUACACACUUCGAAUCAAGAAGGAACAUAAAUUGAACGGGCUAAAAGUUACAAUAUGAUAUACUGGUGUGUAAUCAAAUGCAUGAGAGAG
Molecule: messenger RNA, 1869 nt
Organism: Punica granatum (pomegranate)
Lineage: Eukaryota; Viridiplantae; Streptophyta; Magnoliopsida; Myrtales; Lythraceae
Source: RefSeq, a predicted model, not a curated record